AUGAUUCAGUUGCAGGAAAACAACUCUAAGGUGAAGCGUGCUCUGGCAUUUGAGGAAGUUCUGGACUCAAUUGGUUCCAGAGGGAAAUUCCAGAUGAGACUGAACGUUGUCUUCGUUUGUUUUGCAUCAUGUUUCAACCUGAUGAGCGUCAAUAUGUUCUACAUUGCUAUGCAGACUCCUGAUCACUGGUGCCAUGUACCUGGUCGAGAACACACCAACCUGUCACUCGAGGAGUGGAAGAACUUCACUGUUCCCAGGGAAGGAGCCGCUUUCAGCAAAUGCUUGAUGUAUAACCAGAGUGAUGUGAGGGACUUCAGCAACAAGACGGAACCUGUGAAGUGCCAGCACAGCUGGGAGUAUGACAAAACCUGGUUCUCACUGACAGUGGCAUCACAGAUGAAUUGGGUCUGUGACAACCAGCAGACUGUUAAUAUCGUCUUGUUCUACUCACAGACUAUUGGAGUGGCAUUAGGCUUACUUUUUGGCUAUGUAGGUGACAUGUACGGCCGGCGCCCCCAGCAGCUGCUGUGCCUGUCAGCCCACGUGGUCAGCAGAGUGCUGGUCGUGCUGUCUCCACACGUGCUGCCGCUCUUCAUCCUGGCAGCGUCACUCGUCUCUGGUGCGGCCGGGCCAAUGGAGGAGUCUUUAUUGGCUGUCGUGCUAGUUCUGAGUCAGUUCCUCAACAUACAUUUUAAGUGGGAUUGGAUCGGAACACAGCCUUGCCUUAGUCCUUUUGUUAUGAGAAAUUUCGAAGAAACUUUGACACAAAAUCUGCCUGGAACUUACAGACAUCAAGCACCGCUCUGUUAUCAACCGCUACGCAUCCUGUAG
Schistocerca gregaria is the source of this 831-nucleotide messenger RNA. RefSeq names its product solute carrier family 22 member 7-like. The coding region runs from base 1 to 831 and encodes 276 amino acids. The record is from RefSeq and is a predicted model, not a curated record. The transcript has 5 exons. Lineage: Eukaryota; Metazoa; Arthropoda; Insecta; Orthoptera; Acrididae.